Messenger RNA from Drosophila innubila, 1329 nucleotides. It is a transcript of the gene Fkbp39, whose product is annotated as 39 kDa FK506-binding nuclear protein. Lineage: Eukaryota; Metazoa; Arthropoda; Insecta; Diptera; Drosophilidae. The record is from RefSeq and is a predicted model, not a curated record. The transcript is spliced from 3 exons. Gene Ontology annotation, cellular component: chromatin; nucleolus. Gene Ontology annotation, molecular function: macrolide binding; peptidyl-prolyl cis-trans isomerase activity. The coding region runs from base 135 to 1208 and encodes 357 amino acids.
GCAGUCGUUCGCGCCGGAAUGCCAUUACAUAUUUUCCAGCACUGGAGAGUAGCCGGCGUCGGUCUUUCGUUGUAGAGCAUUUUUGGACUGCACGUUUUUUCUUAAUAAUUCUAAAAAAAUAACAAUAUUUCAACAUGUCUAUGUUCUGGGGAUUAUGUAUGAAGCCUAACCGCAAAUACACACAGACUAUUGUGAAGUCUUUUCACAUUUCUGGUGUCGCCCUCGAUGAUGGCGCAUCCGCCAAACUUUACAUUACGGCUGACAAAAAUAAGUUCAUUGUGGCAUCUUUAAGCAAAGCCAUGCCGCAAGUGCCUUUGGACUUGAACUUCUGCAAGGGCGACAAGAUUAUGUUCCAGACAACUGGCGACGCCACAGUGUCAUUGAUUGGUUAUCUACAUGAUUCUGAUUUAUCUGACGACGAAGAGUACGAUGACGAUGAAUAUGCAGCUCUUGCCGAAAAGUUGCAGAAGAAGGGUGCCGCUAAGGGUGACGAGAAUGAUUCCGAGUCGGAGGAAGAGAGCGAUGAGGAAGAGGAGGAUGAUGACAAACUAGCUGCCGAAUAUUCAUCAUUCCUUGAGGGCGAUGAAUCUGGUGAGGAUGAGGAAGAUGAUUCCGAGGAUGAUGAUGAUGAAGAUGGAGAGGGAGAAGAAGAGGAGGAGGAAUCUGAUGAAGAGGAUACACCCAAGGCCAAGAAGGCCAAAAUUGCUGAAAGUGCCAAGAAGCCAGCCAAGGAACAGAAUGGUGUAUCUAAGGGGGAACAAAAGCAGCAGCAACAGCAAAAAUCGAAAAAGGAUAAGAAGGCGGCUGCCGCACCCGAGGCAAAGAAAGAGCAGCCCAAGGGAAAGGAGAGCAAACAACAGCCUGCUGGAGAGCGCACAAUAGCCGGAGGUGUUAAGGUCCAAGAUAUGAGCGCUGGCAACGGCCCCGAAGCCAAGCAAGGCAAACGCGUGUCCGUCUACUACAUUGGACGACUUAAGUCGAACAACAAGACCUUUGACAGCAUGCAGAAGGGCAAUGGAUUCAAGUUCGCCCUUGGAGCUGGCGAGGUUAUCAAGGGUUGGGAUGUUGGCGUUGCUGGCAUGAAGGUGGGCGGCAAACGUCGCAUCACUUGCCCUGCCCAUAUGGCUUAUGGAGCUCGCGGUCACCCGCCAACCAUUCCGCCGAACUCGACCCUCGUGUUUGAUGUUGAGUUGAAGGCUGUUCAUUAACUUUUUGCCUUUUUACAACAAUUUAGACACUUAAAUAUAGCGCUAGCAGUAACGAAUUAUAUUUUGCGGAAUUAUCACACUAACCGCACCUUUUUUGAUAAAUAUAUUGUAAUACACUUAU